CAUGUGGGCAGACUUUGAGAAUUCAUAAUUAAUUCAUUCACACUCUCUCAUCUUCAUUCUCACUCAUCUCAUCUCAUAAUAUUCUCUGCAACUCCCAAAACAACCAUGGCUGCAGCUUAUGCAACUCUAGUUUCUGCUAUGAAUAUCAUAAACAGCCUUCACCAUCAUCCUAGCCCUCCUGUUUCUCUCCACAUUAAACAAGUUGAGUCUCUCACUCAAAAGAUCAAUUUCCUGCUCGAAUUUGUCGAGGGGUAUAACCCCCAUCUUGGCUACUCCAAAGAAGCGGAUCCAUUGGAAUGUCGCAUUGCAGAUGCAGCUUACGCGGCCGAAUACGCCAUUGAAUCUCAUAUUUUCGAUGAGGAUUGUUCCAUUGUAUCUCAUAUUUUCGAUGAGGUGAAAAAUGAUGGCUUGUAUGAAGCCCUCGAGAAGGUGAUAGAAGACAUGGCUUCUAUAGAAGAGGAAGCGAAAGAAAUUCAAGGGAGAUUUGGAGUCCAACAUCAGCUGCACACAAAGUCAACGCCUUCGGAUUCCUCGAGAUCUUCUUCGAUCCCGCAGCAGAGUAGCAUGGUGGGUGCUGAUGAUGUCAAGCUUCAAUUAAUGGAUAAGCUCACUUCUGGUCUCCUUCAUCUGCAAAUCAUUCCCAUUGUAGGGAUGGGCGGCUCCGGUAAGACAACUCUUGCUAGAUCUAUUUAUGAAGAACGUCUUAUUAAGGACCAUUUUGAUAUUUGUGCAUGGGCUACCAUCUCUCAAGAAUAUGUCAUUAGAGAUAUUUUUGCAGUAGUUCUUCGUCAGUUUAAUAUAGGAGUUGCUGACGAUUUGAAUGAGCAUGAAUUAGGAGAAAAAUUGUAUAAACAUCUUUAUGGUAGAAGAUACCUAAUUAUAAUGGAUGAUAUGUGGAGCAUUGAUGCUUGGGAUAGAGUUAGGAAAUAUUUUCCGGAUAACAAAAAUGGUAGCAGAAUAGUGGUAACAACAAGACUAUCAGAUUUGGCUUCUACAUUACCCAACUCUAAUAGCCUUGGGAUGGAACUUUUGGAUGAGGCUGACAGUUGGGAGCUUCUCUCCAAAACUGUUUUUGGGAAAGAAGGUUGCCCCCAUGAAUUGGAGGAAAUUGGAAAAGAGAUUGCAAAAAGCUGCAAAGGACUUCCAUUGUCAAUUGUUGUGAUUGGAGGUCUUUUGGCAAAGUCUAAACAUACAAGAGAGUGUUGGGAAGAGAUAGGGGAAAACUUGAAUGCAAGUGUCGUUAAUUUAGAGGAUGAUGAACGUUGCUUGAAAAUACUAUACAUGAGUUACAAGCAAUUGCCAAUACAUUUGAAACCAUGUUUUCUCUAUAUGGGAGUUUUUCCCGAAGAUGAGGAGAUUCGUACGUCAGAGCUCAUUAGAUAUUGGGUUGUGGAAGGAUUUGUGAAAGCAGUAAGUGGGAAAAGGUCGGAAGAGAUAGCAAAAGAGUAUUUAAAAGACCUUAUUGGUAGAAAUCUUAUUUUAAGGAGUACUAGAAAUCUUGAAGCAAAGAAGUGGUGCCAAAUUCAUGACUUGUUGAGAGACUUGUGCUUGAGAGAAGCUGAAAAAGAAAGGUUUUAUAAUAGCGCAUCAGAUAAUGUAGACAUAAGCAUCUUGCCACCUAUGUCACAAGCUCGUUCUUUGAUGAUGUGGAAUGUUGAACGAGAACUAUCACCUCUUAAUAUGAGCUUGUUGAGGAUAGUGAAAACAAAAUGGGGCGAAGAAGAUUUAAUAUUUGAACACGUGGAUCAAUUAGUUAACUCACGAUUCCUUCAAAUACGUUGUUGGGGAAUAAGUGGGGGGAAUUUUCCUUGUUCAAUAUGGCAAUUUUGGAAUCUACAAACAUUAAUUGUUUACAGCUACGGUGAGGUUAUUACUGCGCCAAUUGAUUUUUGGUGCAUGCCUCGCAUCAGGCAUGUUAAGUUCAAAAAUCUUCGUCUCCCAGAUCCUCCUAACGACCAAGAUGACAUUGUUUUGGAAAAUCUGCAAAGCCUGGGGAAAGUAUUUGGAUUCAAGUGUAGCAAACAAGUGGUCAAAAAAAUUCCCAAUAUAAAAGAAUUGGUUUUUAAGAAUGGGGAAGAGUACUAUGAUGAUGAGAUGUCCUGCUUGAGCAAUCUUGAUUGUCUAACUAAACUUGAGUCCUUAGAUUGCUUUCUCUGUACAAGAAGUGCAAUCAACUUUCCUCAUUCACUGAAGAGAUUGGUUCUUCGUAACAACUACAACAACUCGAGUUAUGGUUGGGAAGACAUAUUGGAUAAGGUAGGUGCGUUGCCCCAUCUUCAGAAGCUCACACUCGAAUAUGGGAGUUUCAACGAAGGGAAGUGGGAAACAACUGAAGGCCAAUUUCGCAGCCUCAAAUUCUUGACUCUUAAGGAUACUGAUAAUCUAGCAAUCUGGAAACUUGAAAGCUCCCACUUUCCAUGCCUUGAGCGACUUCAGCUUUUGAGACUAGAUAACUUGCAGGAAAUCCCUUUAGAGUUCGCAGAAAUAGCCACACUUAGAGAAAUUGAUGUGGUAUAUUGCAGCGAUUCGGUUGUGGUUUCUGCAAAAAGAAUAUCAGAGGAACACGAGGACUAUUACGGGGAAGGAGCCCUUCAAGUUCUCGUUGACUUCGAGAUCGUGUAACGUGUCAUGAGAAUUAAUACUACUAAGCAUAUAUAACUGAAAAACAAGUGAGAGAUAAAGAGAGAUAUGGGCAUGAACUUCGCCUCGCUGCCACUUUCUCCACCCAUGUCUGGCUGAGUUUGACGCUGCAAGAGUUGUUUCACUCUUUCAUUUAGGUAGGCAUGGAUCAAUUGGGAUAUCCUAAUUUUGGAUUUAGAUAGCGUAAGUUGGCUCUUUUUUUUGACUUGGGGGAGUUGGGGAGGGGGAGCAGUGGGGUUUGAACCCGAGACUUCACUGUUAACAGACAGGAGGUCGCACCGCUUGGUGUGCCAUUGGGGACCGUAAGUUGGCUCUUGUGCUUCAUGUUUAGCUCUUUAUGUAUUUUCCUAUGGGGUUGUCACUUGUGGACCAUUUCUAAAUUGGUGUUCGUUUGGUUUUUGAGCUUCUAAAGUCACUUAUAGGUAAGUUGCUUGUCACUUUUGAACUAAGUCCUAUUGUAAUUUUUGAUUUGUGUAUGUGGGUACUCGUUUUUUU
Messenger RNA from Salvia miltiorrhiza (redroot sage), 3135 nucleotides. RefSeq names its product putative late blight resistance protein homolog R1B-16. The transcript is spliced from 2 exons. The record is from RefSeq and is a predicted model, not a curated record. Gene Ontology annotation, molecular function: ADP binding. Bases 106 to 2622 code for a protein of 838 amino acids. Lineage: Eukaryota; Viridiplantae; Streptophyta; Magnoliopsida; Lamiales; Lamiaceae. Gene Ontology annotation, biological process: defense response to other organism.